UUAUUAGGAGAAAAGUACAUUCCAAAGCGUUUGUGCCUGUCACUGGACUUUUCCAGACAUUUUCUAAAAUCGUUUGGCGUGAACCGUGACUCUCCUUUAAUGGCAUCUUGUUCACUGCAGAGCACCCAGCCGGCGUACCCUUGGCAGGGCGCGCUCCUGCCGGCUGGUUGUCCGAGGGUGGCGGGUGCCCAGUGUUUGCCGCGCUCUGCCCGGACCCGGUGUGCCAGACUGCCUACCUGGGUCGCUGCCCUGGGCUUAGCGAGGCAGCCCACCUGCCUUCCCGACUCAGGUGGGCUUGGGCGCAUCGGGGGCGUCUGAGCUGGAUCCUUACGGAAUAAAAGCGCCCUCCGGCUCUGCUCACCACUGUGGCCUGGGAGUGUCUGGGCGCCCACUCUGAAGAUGACCCUGCUCUAAUCCACGUGUGUGAAUACCGACCACGGGCGCUGCCCUACACCCACCGAGGGCGCCCUUGGCCCCAGUGCCGCUGCCGCUGCUGCUGCUCUGGGUCUGCGUGCGCGCGUGCGUGAGCGCGUGCAGACCGGGCCCGUGAGACCCGCACCCGGGCGCCCCCGCCACUCAGCGCGUGUCCUCUCGGCCGGCAGCCAGCGGCCAGAUGAGGCCCAGCGUCCUACCGGGUGGGUGUCUGACCUCACCCCGGAGCCGCGUGCGACCAGAGUCCGAGCCAGCGGUGGCUGGCCGGAAGCUUCCGUAGCGGAACCCCAUGAUGUCAGCCGGCCCGGAGCGGCGACCGCGUGGCUGUGGGGAUGGGGCCAAGAACGCCGCGCCGCCGCCCGUGCGCCCCUCGCCCUCCGACGGUGGUGCAGGUGCCAGUCCGGGCCCCGGUUCGCUCGUCCAGUCGCCCGCCGCCGCCGCCGCGUCCCCCGCGCCCUGGCCCGCGCUGCUGCCCGCGGCCCAGCCUCCCGCGAGCCUGUGGCUGGAGCUCGGACCCGCCUGCAUGAGGACGCAGCAAUGCCCCAGCGAGUCGAACGGGCAGACAAGCUGUGACCUCGGCACUAGCAGCAGCAGCGGCGGCGGCAGCAGCGCGGGGUUGUCCCCGGGCUCCGACUCGGACAGCAGCGGCGUGGUAUGCGGUGGCACGCGCGGCGCCCUGUCGCGCUCCUGGAGCCUGGAGAGCCUGCGCUCGGCCACCACCGCCAUCCCUGAUGGAGCUCUGGACAUGGCCGUCUGUGCUGAUGAGACAGGGAGUGAGGAGGACCUAUAUGAGGAUAUGCACAGCUCCAGCCACCACUACAGCCACUCUGGAGGGGGCGGAGAGCAGCUGGCCAUCAAUGAGCUCAUCAGCGAUGGCAGUGUGGUCUGUGCUGAAGCACUCUGGGACCACAUCACCAUGGAUGACCAGGAAUUGGUCUUCAAAGCUGGGGAUGUCAUCGAAGUAAUGGAUGCCACCAACAGAGAGUGGUGGUGGGGCCAUGUCGCUGAUGGUGAGAGCUGGUUUCCAGCCAGCUUCGUGCAGCUGCGGGUGAACCAGGAUAAGCCCUCGGACGAGGCCGGGGAUGGCAGGGCCGAGGACUUUGGGGCCGAGGACUUUGGGGCCGAGGCACAGAGCAGCAGGGACCAGAUGCGUACCAAUGUCAUCAACGAGAUCCUCAGCACCGAAAGGGACUAUAUCAAACACCUGCGCGACAUCUGCGAGGGCUACAUCAGGCAGUGUCGCAAGCGCGCCGACAUGUUCAACGAGGAGCAGCUGCGCACCAUCUUCGGGAACAUCGAGGACAUCUACCGGUGCCAGAAGGCCUUCGUGAAGGCCCUGGAGCGGAAGUUCAACAGGGAGCGACCCCACCUAAGCGAGCUGGGCGCCUGCUUCCUGGAGCACCAAGCCAACUUCCAGAUCUAUUCGGAGUAUUGCAACAACCACCCCAAUGCCUGUGUGGAGCUCUCGAGGCUCAGCAAGCUCAGCAAGUACCUGUACUUCUUUGAGGCCUGCCGGCUGCUGCAGAAGAUGAUUGACAUCUCCCUGGACGGAUUCCUGCUGACGCCUGUGCAGAAGAUCUGCAAGUACCCUCUGCAGCUGGCCGAGCUGCUCAAGUACACUCACCCCCAACACAGGGAUUUCAGGGAUGUGAAAGCUGCCUUACAUGCCAUGAAGAAUGUGGCCCGGCUUAUCAACGAACGGAAACGGAGACUUGAAAACAUUGACAAGAUUGCUCAGUGGCAGAGCUCCAUCGAGGACUGGGAGGGGGAAGAUCUCCUUGUCAGGAGCUCAGAACUCAUCUACUCAGGGGAGCUGACUCGUGUUACACAGCCACAAGCCAAGACCCAGCAGAGGAUGUUUUUUCUCUUUGACCACCAGCUCAUCUACUGUAAAAAGGACCUUCUCCGCCGGGACGUGCUGUACUACAAGGGCCGAGUGGACAUGGAUGGCCUGGAGGUCCUGGACCUAGAGGACAGAAAGGACAGAGACCUCCAUGUGAGCAUCAGGAACGCCUUUCGGCUGCACCAUGGCACCACGGGGGAGAGCCAUCUGCUGUGUGCCCGGAAGCCCGAGCAGAAGCAGCACUGGCUCAAGGCCUUCGCCAGGGAGAGGGAGCAGGUGCAGCUGGACCAUGAGACAGGCUUCUCCAUUACUGAGCUGCAGAGAAAGCAGGCCAUGCUGAAUGCCAGCAAGCAGCAGGCAGCUUGGAAGCCCAAAGCCCUUGGCCGGCCCUACUACCUUAUGCGUCAGAAGCACCCAGUACUGCCUGCCAGCCUGCCCCAGCAACAGGUCUUGGUGCUGGCAGAGCCCAAGCGGAAGACAUCCACUUUCUGGCACAGCAUUAGCCAGCUGGCACCCUUCCACAAGUGAACCUACACCCCCCAACAGCACGUCUGGACCUGUGCUGCCAGCAUGCCUCCAGUUUCCCUCACCAAGGCCCACCCACAGCAUCCGGUCCUUCUCUGCCUGUCCUGCAAACUGGAGAUGAGCAGGGCUGAGUAAGGGAGGGGCUCGCUGGCAGCAGUACAUGCCAGGUUUUGCAGCUCUACUCUUGGUUCUGCCCCACUACCAGUGCACUAAAGACACCGAAUGGACAGGUGGGAAGCCCCACAGCACAGGAACCUUCCGCCACUAUCUCUGGACCUUUGCGGGGCCUCCUGGGAGCCACAGCUCAGAACCACCAGCCAGGCAAAUGUACGUGAGAAAACUGGCCACUUUGGACCCUCUUCUUUGGACAUCAUCCCUCCUCCUCCUCUGUGCAGAAGGCCGACUGCUUUCCACCACUUGGAAAGCUGGGCUGUGUGCCCCUCUACUCUCCAAUUCUCCUUGCAGGCCCCCCAACUGAUAGUGGCAGCUGGCAUACCUGGAGGGUGGGAACCAGGAAUUCUGUGCACAACGUCUGGUCCCAGAGGACCCCAUCUUACCUACUGGUCCCUCUCUAGGUUCUCCUGGCUGUUGGACACCUCACUUGUGAUGUGUUUACCGUGGAAAGAAAGAAUGUAGUCAGCUGCAUG
Molecule: messenger RNA, 3447 nt
Organism: Hipposideros armiger (great roundleaf bat)
Lineage: Eukaryota; Metazoa; Chordata; Mammalia; Chiroptera; Hipposideridae
Gene: ARHGEF4
Product: Rho guanine nucleotide exchange factor 4
Exons: 11
Coding region: 722-2803 (693 amino acids)
Biological process (GO): intracellular signal transduction
Molecular function (GO): protein binding; guanyl-nucleotide exchange factor activity
Source: RefSeq, a predicted model, not a curated record